Molecule: messenger RNA, 1473 nt
Organism: Peronospora belbahrii
Lineage: Eukaryota; Oomycota; Peronosporomycetes; Peronosporales; Peronosporaceae
Source: the annotation of a GenBank genome assembly
AUGAGUCGACUAACGCCAGGAGUUCGCGGCCGCUAUAGCCGCCACGGCACUGCUACGUCAGGAUCUACAUCAGAGAUAGAGACAUUAGUACUGCGUGCAACGCCGUCCAUUAAACGCUACAAUAUCGCGCGCUUUGAUGUGCCUGAACUACCGCGCUUUAGUUCGUGUGCGCAGCCCGUUAUGAUGUACCGCGAGCCAGAGCGAGUAGACGAAGAGGAAGAAAAGGAGGAAGAACCCGUGGGUUAUAACCCGGCACUACGAAAACGCCGUCGUCGUCGACGUAAAGAUACGCGCACAGCCGGUUGGGUGAUUGAAGAUAGCGAAGGGAAGAAUAAAUUCAACGGCACGUUUGAGGGAGGUCAGUCGUCGACGUACAUGCUAUUGGUAAAGAACCGACACAAUGACGAGUUUAGUGUGAUGCCUGUGGAGCAGUGGUUUCGCUUUAAAAAGCCUUUGAAUUACCGUACGCUGACGCUAGAGGAGGCCGAGGAGAUGAACAAUGAGAAGAAACGUGCAGUUGAACGCUGGCUUAUGAAACACAAGCUGGCAGGUGACGACAAGUCCGAUGCCACCGGAGAGACGGUUAGUGUACCGCGUGUACGCACGGGUGCGUUGGCUACAUCUUCUAUAUCGUCUGCUUCCAAGGCGAAGACAGAAGUUGACGACAUCUUUGGCGCCUCGGAGAUGGCACGUCCUCGGCAUGCACCGCGUCCAAAAGCUCGCGGAGAAGGAGCUACGGGAGAAGAUGGAGGAGACUUUGAAGAAAAGUUUGAUGAUGACGAAAGUGACGCGGAGAUUCAUCAUGAUGAACCGCAAGGACUCGAGUCCGACUCGGACGAAGACGAGUUUGAAGUGGAUCCGGAAGGCACUGGUAAACUGACCGAGACGGGCCAAGCUAUGAAAGACUUACUGAAACGUGCGCAGAACGGAGAGAUGUUGGAAAACAAUAAGGAAAAUGAAGAUGAGGACGAAGAAGAAGACGAUGACAAUUUUACGGCCAAUGACAUGGAUGUCAUUAAGCGUGACCUAGGAGGCAAUAUUAUUCGCGAUCGUUCCAUCGCGCCGGGAGAUGGUGCUGCCGUGGGUGAUGUUAAGGCUGGAGCAACUACUGCAGCUGCUGGUUUUGUCCUGGACUCGAACGGCAAGACGAAGGGCGCAGCGACCGCCGGAGUGGAUGGUGGCAAUGGCAAGAGGAAGUCGGACGACAGUCGCAUGAAGGAGGAGACACCUCAGAAAUUGGCGAAGACAUCGGCAGCUGCAUCCGCAAACAAGCUUACGGAAGCUGGUGUACAGCAGGAGCUUAUUCGUUACGGCGGACGCAUGCGCACGCGUGACCUGCUGCGGAAGCUGAAGAAGCUGAUUGUUACGGACAAUGACAAGGCACUUCUUAAGGACAUUCUGCGCACCAUUUGUGACGUGGAAGUGGAUGCAAUUGACGGUCGAUUGCUUGUGUUGAAGUCUCAGUUUCGCUAA